Molecule: messenger RNA, 1654 nt
Organism: Prorocentrum cordatum
Lineage: Eukaryota; Dinophyceae; Prorocentrales; Prorocentraceae
Source: the annotation of a GenBank genome assembly
AUGGCGCCCAAGGGGUUUGCUGACCCAAACCGGGUUCAGCGAAUGCAGCUCCCACCGGCCCGCAGGCGCUUUCGGAAGCUCUUCCGGGAUUUGAUUGUUGCCAAGUUCGGGGCGAGGGUUCUCGCGAGGCGCGCCACUGCGAAUAUCUUGCAGCACGUGGAGAGAAAAGCAGUUGGAGCCCUCAACGUGGGCGAAGAUCUGAGGGGGGGGUAUUUUGUUGCUGCCGCGGCGGCGCUGGUGGCGGCGAGGCAGGAGGAGCACCGCCAGAGGCGCCGCGCGCACCCCCCGCCGCCCGCGGACGCGAAAACCCGCCAGUGGGCGAGCGAGGCUUCGAAGGGCGCCGGGCGCGCCCCCUCCCCCGCGGGCGCGGCAGCGAUGGCGUUCUCGGCGCCGAUGGACGGGCCCGGCCUGUCAAUCGAUGCCAGCUUGUCCUUCGACACCGCGGCGCCCACUGGCGAGCUCUUGCGGCUGAAGCCGCUGUUGAGAUGCAGCCUGUUAUGCCUCCUCGUCAACGCGGUGGUCAUGCUGAUCGUCGAUUACGUUCCCGCGGCCGUCGUGGACAUCCUCACGGUAAUGUACGGGUACAUGUUGUUGCGACGGGACAUGCAGGGUUUGGCGCAGGGCCUGCCGGCCUUCACAUUGAUCGCAGGACUCGACUGCGCGCUGCAGGUCAUCACCCUGAUGCAGGUGCUCACCGUGGCGCCGGGCGCCAGGUACUUCCUGGCGGACGCGUGCCCGUUGGACGUGACGCAGGCCGACCCCAGGGACGACCUGGAGCAUGACCCGGGGCACAUCGAGGGCGGCGGCAAGGCGGCAGCGGCAGAGGCCGGCGCGGGCACUCACGGCAAGGAACAGCAAGCUGGGGGGCCGGCGGCUGGGCCGAAGGUCAAGGACGGGCAAACAAUCCACAAGCAGAUCGACCCGUGCAGCUGGCACACCGUCACUGGCAACCUCGCCCUGGUCAUAUCGGUGGUCCUGGAGUUCAUCUGCAUGCGCCUGUCCUUCAAGAUGUUCAAGGCCAUGCGCGAGGCCGCGAGCAGCUCGCUGUUGUCGCUGCUCGACGUGGAGGGUGGCGGCCGGCUCCAGGACCCCGUGGCCGCCGCCGCUGCCUCUGGGCCCGGCGCAGAAGGGCCCCGCUCGCUGCUGGACAGGCGCGGCCCGGCGCAGGGCGGCGCCCAAGGCCCCGCCGUGGGGCGCGAGAUGCACGGGCCCGUCGUCAUCAUCGUCGUUGUCGUCCUCGUCGUCCUGGUCGUCCUCGUCGGCGUCGUCGGCGUUCUCGUCGUUGUCGAUUGUCGACGUCCGUCGUCGUCUCGCCGUCGUCGUUCUCGUCGUCGUCGGUGGUCGACGGUGGUGGUCAUCGUCGUCGUUGUCGUUGCCGUUGUCGUCGUCGUUGUCAUUGUCGUUGUUGUCCUCGACGUCGUCAUCCCGGGCGGUGGCCUUCUCUCGCCGCAGGGCUUCGCGUUCUCCCGCGCUCGCGGGAGGCAGGGGGGCGCAGCGAGGAGGAGUUGACGGCGGUGGGAAGCGAUCAGAUUCUUUCGGGCUUGGGGCGCCUCGGAAGCAGGACCGGGCCAGGGACACCAGCGGGGGCGCCGGAGAGCCCGCCAGUUUGCUUAGCUUGGCCCUGCUCCAGGACGGGAUGAUGAUGAUGAUGAUG